Molecule: messenger RNA, 5920 nt
Organism: Hemiscyllium ocellatum (epaulette shark)
Lineage: Eukaryota; Metazoa; Chordata; Chondrichthyes; Orectolobiformes; Hemiscylliidae
Gene: uspl1
Product: ubiquitin specific peptidase like 1
Exons: 9
Coding region: 1044-4481 (1145 amino acids)
Biological process (GO): Cajal body organization; protein desumoylation
Cellular component (GO): Cajal body
Molecular function (GO): SUMO binding
Source: RefSeq, a predicted model, not a curated record
UCCGUGACGAGAGGACGCCAAACAGCAUUUGAUUAUUUUGAUUGGUAGAACUGCUAAAACUGUCGUUAAGUGAGCACGCUUAUUUUCACAGAGCACGUGUGUAAUGGUGGCACCGAGAGAAAGGAAAACCCAGCUGAAACGAGAGUGUGACAGUACUCAGAGACUUUCAUUGAUCGUAUGAUCUUCAUACGGGCGCCCAGAGACUUUUUUAAAAGACGCUCGCUGGUUUAAUGUGCGGCCCUUUGAUGUUGUGACUGACUGUCGCAUGAUUGAACGGCAGGAGCAGGCCUGGGGUGGGGGGAGCUGGGAACCUUCGAUCCUGAGCGGGGUUGCAGUCGGACCGGAAGUGGCCGACGGAAAACGUUGAGGAGACGUUGGUGGAGAGGCGGGAGCGGUUGUAACAGCGGCUCGCGAGACCGGGCACGAGCGGCAGCCUCCCCUCCCCCCCCCCCCGACCCAGACCCAUAAGGAGGCGGGAGAAAGGCGACAGCUCCUGCUUCUCAGGUUAGCGCCGGUUUCACGUGCUGCCUCCAUGUGUUUGCAGCUCUGACGCCCGCUCGGCCUGGUCAGAAACGGCUCGGUUAAUGGAGGGGGGAGCGUGGGCUCGGCUCAGGUGAGGCGCCGUCUGCACCCCGCGUUCCUCCGCCGCAGCACACGGUCAGUCUCCCGGGCCGCAGCCUUCAGGUCGCGGGUGUUUGAGCUGAAGCCCAGGCCCUGUGGCGUAUCCACCAUUCCUGAGGUGUUUGCCCAGCUUUGGGAAUUCUUUCACUUCAUCGCAGAUCUCGUCUUCCUCCCACCGAACAUCUUCCCGUUUAAAUGAUCGGAAUUAUUUCAUUGGACCGCUGCUCCGGUCUGUGGCGUGUCGACAUUUCCAACUGGAACACAGAAUGAUCACUGUACAGGAGGAGAUCAUUGAGACCCUGAAGUUCGUGCCAGUUCUUCGUGAAAACAUCUCGCCGAGGCUCAUGUUUCUGCCUUUUCCCCUAAUUUCCUUCAGCAUAUUCUGACAAGUUCCUGAUGAUAUACUUCAAAUCACCGGUGAGAUGGUAAAGGUUAGCCUUUGGCUGAGCAUGGCGGAUAAACAGAAGACCAAGACUGGUUUGCCACUGAGUGGCCCAAGCACUGAUAUAAAUGUAUCUUCCAGCCACACGGUGGGGUAUUUGGGAAAAUUUUCUGAAAAUACCUCACUCAUUCAAGAGCAAUAUUGUCCUGCCUGUGCUGCAAAAGGAGAAAAUAAAGCUUUGCGCCGAUUCUAUAUAAGCUUAGAGGAAUCUGUUCUUCUUUGUGAAAGUCCACAGUGUGUCUUUCCUUUGGGAUGUAAACCAUUGAAUGAGAUCCUCAUUUCACCUACCUUGCCUCGAUUAUCAGUUCAAGCUGCGAAGAGCAUAUCUGGAUCAGGUGCACUAGUUCCUCUGUGUAAGCGGAACGUGAAACGACAGAAAACUUCUAAUUGUAAUAAUAAAGACAUUUUCAGUGGAUCUUGUGUUAUACCCAAGGAAGCUGCAUAUCAGCCAGUUGAAACUGACCUAAAUAAAAUUGACAGUUUUGUCCCUUGUUCAGAAAAUGGAAGCAAUUCUAAGUCAUUUAAUUCAAGUGAAAGUAAUGGCAUUGUUAUCCCUGAUAAGACAAUUUUUGGGGUACGUGAUCAAUUAUGUGGCAAAAGAAAGGAACCACCGUCUGAAACUGAACAUUCUGGUCAGCCUAAAUUGGAAGUUCCAGUUGUGCAGUCACAGGUUGAACAAUUAUUUCUUCAGUGGAAGAACAAAUCUGCUCUCUGCUGGCUAGACUGCGUACUGAUAGCUUUGGUCCACUUGAAACUGCUAAGAAAAUUAAUGCCCAAUCUAGGGACGGAAAUGGAAUCUCCAUUUAAGAAACUGUACACAGAAUAUGAUCAGGCGUGCACACUGGUAUCUAACUGCCAAAGCCAUUGCAAAGGUAAUGGUUUGUGGAAAAUUCCCCCCGAAACGCUCGGUCGCAUCGAACUAACAUUAAGCAACGUCCGAGAGAGUCUCUUCCAGCUUCUUCGACCAAAAUUGAAAUGCAAAUUGGGAGUUCCCGAUAGCCCAGUCUUUGCUUUUCCACAACUUCUACGGCAAGAUCCAUAUGUUGAGGCGCUGUUCAUGCAGUCGUAUAUUUGGAGCUUUGAAUGUAUGAAGUGUGGGUAUAAGUACGAGGAAAGAUGUCGGAAAACCUUGAUUACAUUUACGAACAUAGUUUCAGAUUGGCACCCGCUGAAUGCUGUUCAUAAAGCAACCUGCAAUAACUGUCAAGAUAAAGAUCAAAAAAGGAAAAUGCUUUUAGAUUGCGUAUCGUCAAUAUAUAUGCUACACUUUGUGGAAGGUCUACCACAUGCAGACUUGGACAGCUACAGAUUUGAUUUUCAGGGCAAUUCAUACAGAAUUUGUACCAUUAUUCAGUAUUUGCAAACUGUGAAACACUUUGUAACGUGGAUUCAAAAUUAUGAUGGAUCAUGGCUUGAAUGUGAUGACUUGAAAGGUUCCACUAGUUGUCGGCAUUCAGUUUUAAAUGUUCCUGCGCAUGAAAUUCACAUUGUCAUCUGGGAAAAGACUGACCUUGAAAAUCCAACACAAAGCAACGCCACACUUUCAUUUAGUGAUUCAACCUCUGCAUCUUUCCCAACCUUCACAAACAAUGCCACUACCUCUGUAUCACAGCAGCUCUGUGAAACAUCAUUUAACAGUCCUGUUCAGUUAAGUGCAGUCAAGAAACCAAUUUUCAGUGCACAUCCAGAGAUUAAACCUAAUACAAACUGUGUAAAAGAAGGUGAACAAGGAACUUCAAGUAAUAACUUACUUUCGAGUUUGGAACAUCUGACAGAUGAUGCCAUGGUAACGUUGAAUCUUGGAGAAGUUAAAGUCGACAAAGAGCGGAAGCCAGUAGACAAUACACAAAUCAUAUUAAGUGCUUUGCAAAAUGAUUUGCAGAAUAAAGAGAAAACUCUACAAAAUUCACCUCUUGUGACUCAAGUGGCUGUUGGUCAUGAUGCAUCUGUACAACCUCGUACUGAUAUACAGUAUUCUAAGGACAUUUCCCAACAAAUAAACCAGGUAACAGUCAUUGAACCUGACAUGCCUCAAAAAUACAAAGCAUCUUCAUGGCCACCUACACCAUCGCAGCUACAAGGAAUUAAUGUAGCCGGUGCCUCGUCUGCUCUAUUACAAAAAGAUAAUGUAACAAGUUCAAAUUCCUCUCCUACUCAAGAAAGAAAAACUGCAUCCGAUUGUUCAGAAAUGUCUAUACAGUCUAAGGCAAAAGUACAAAAGGAAGAUCACACCAAAAUCCCAGUAUCUGAGAACUUGAAAACAUCUACUAUAAAUGGGUCAUCAGCUGAUAUUUCCCAACCUCUAGCAGCUAAAAAAAGCUUUGCUGUAGGUUGGACAAGGAACUUGUUCAACCGCCACCUUUCAACGCUGGCAGGCAAUCAACCUAGAAUAUUGCCUCAGAAUGAGGUUAAGAAUGCUCACAAAGGCAAUGCUUCAUUGAAAAUCACUGAUCCAAAGUACCCUGUAAAGGAUCGCUUUGAUGGGUUCAAGACCAAAUAUUUAUCAAAACGCACACGAAGUGCCAAAGAGUUAUCUGUGUCUCAAGAUUCAAAUAAUCAUACUGCUGCUUGUGUACAAAAUGACGACAAUUUGCCUCAAAAUCCUGGUAACAUGAAUGAGAACUGCAAAGUAUUGUUGCCUAAGACAAUCUCUUCCGGUAUCCAUACAUUAAACAAAACAUUUCUUAAUAAUUCAUCAAAAUGUACUCACCCCUUAAAAUCUGAAACAGGUACUUGUAUUUUGAAGAAUCAGUGCUCCAACUCAAACAAGCAAACACAACUGAAUUAUGCCAGCUCAAAAGCUCAUUGCCUUCGUCUCAAGUUGCUCAAAAAACUUCAAGACAAAAAAGAUCAACUCAGUUCACUUGAACAGCUCAUGAAGACUAAGCAGGAUGAAUUUGAUAGCGACUAUGCAAGUACCUCGAGUCUUGAAGGACAGUUAAAUGUUGCAAAUAAUGGAAGCAUGUUGUAUGAUGAUGUAUUGAAUGAACUUUGGCGUGAGCUUGGUGUUGAAAAUGAUAAGUCUGUUUAUUCAGCCAGUUCAGGUGCUUCAUUGAAUAAUAGCCCAGGUCAUGAUGAAUUACUUGCAGAACUUUUCACCCCAGCUACAACCACUACUACAUCUAUUGACGUGCAAAAUAGUGACUCAUGGCUUUGUGGAAGAGCAGCAAACUGUAAAUUGAGUAAUGAGUGUAACAUAGCUCCAAGGACUGUUAAUGGUGAUCACAUACCACGUGUUUCAACUUUACAGGUGCAGAGCCAUAAAAUUGAAUCUAUUGGUAACUGUGAAUCAGUUUAUGAGAGUCCCACAAAGGAAGAAAUGUUGGUAGAUUUAUUGUCCACAUCCACACUGAACUCUUUAACAGGAGAUCACGAUGAAUUACCUAACUUUGAUGAAAAUCUUUUUGAAAACUGUUAGGAAAUGGUCAUUUUGCUAAAGUAAUGAGGAAAUAUUGUCUCCUAUAAUUUAAAACUUAGAGUAAAUUGUGCACAGUCUCUUGCAUGUUUAAAAAAGCAUUUUUAAAAUUUUGAGACAAAUGAAUGCAUUCUGUGAAUGUACCUCCUUUGUUUUCAGGUAGUUUGUGGUAUUUGAAGGAUUUGUGAGGUUGUAGUGACACUACUGAAUAAAAUGUUGGUAAUGCAUGUUUAAUACAUGUUGCUAACUUCCUGUUAAGAAAAAGAUGAUGUUCUUGACAAAUGGAGUUCAACUUUCUGUCAGUGCUUACCAUAUUUUUGUUAAACUUAAUUUGAAGUGCAAUUUGUUAACCCUUAUUGUAAACUAGAUAUAUUUAAAUCACUUACAAUGUUUAUAUUUCAAAUAUUUUGCUGAAACUCAUUACAGACAGGCUGAACAAAAUUGAAUAAAAUCAAAUUAACAGUUUAGUGAAAAGAAUACACUAAGUUCAAUAGCAUGAAGCAAUUGAUCUAUUGGAAUAACUCCAAGUCUGUAAUGCCGUCUAUAUGGCAGCUAUAAUCCACUUCAGUUUGGAUUGUUGUUCCUGUCAUCUAAAUUUUGUUCAAUAGAUUGUCAUCUUGUACAUUUUCUGUAAUAUGUACUUUUGACUUAAAUGGAAAAAUGUAAUGAGAAAUAUUUGCCACUUGUGCAAUGUGGUUUAGAAUUGCUGAAAAUGAUAGUUCUUUCAGUUAACGUUGUGAAGGGAGCUAGACUUACAAUUAAAAUUAGCAUAUCAUGUAAAUAAGGGCGACAUUUUGAAAUAUAAAUUGGAUCACUAUUGUGAUAAGUUUUAAAAAGACAAGAUGCUAGAGACACGUAGCCCAGUUAGGAUUUGUGGCGAGAAGAUUUUUCUUAAUCUUCCGGGCAGGGGCCUUCUUCAGGGUUCUGUCCAACACGUCAGCUCGUUUCUCUUCAUGGAUGGUGUUUUUUCCAGCUUUUUAAAAUUUAUUUCAGAGCUCCAAAGUUUGUAGUCCCUGAUUUAUUUCAUUUUGUAUGAUUCCAGUGUUGUUUCAUAGGUUUUGAAAGUUCAAUGUUGACAUUUGUGCUCAGAGUUCUAAGAUGUGGAUAUUUUGUUCGGUGGUCACAAAGUUAAACUGAUUUAUUUAAGGGAUGUUUUGAUAUCUAAUAAAGUUUACUGUUCUUAAUGUUUGUGAAUUCUAAUAUAAGCCAUGCAUCUUAUACUGAGAAUUACACCAGUAGAAUAUUACUCAAGCCAGACCAUCAACCCAAGACAAAGCAAAUAACCAUUUUAGUGAUCUCUUAGUAACCCAGGGUACUUUGUAUUCUUUCCAGUGUUUGUGUAAAUUAUUUGUGUUGUACUUAGUUUGAGUUCCUCUGACUUUGAAAGUUACUAGCUGGUUGGUCAUUGUACUUCCAAUAAAAAUGUUAAGCUGGCCAUGCGA